Messenger RNA from Hansenula ciferrii, 906 nucleotides. It is a transcript of the gene YIP5, whose product is annotated as Yip5p. Gene Ontology annotation, cellular component: Golgi apparatus. The coding region runs from base 1 to 906 and encodes 301 amino acids. Gene Ontology annotation, biological process: vesicle-mediated transport. Lineage: Eukaryota; Fungi; Ascomycota; Saccharomycetes; Phaffomycetales; Wickerhamomycetaceae. The transcript has a single exon. Gene Ontology annotation, molecular function: small GTPase binding. The record is from RefSeq and is a predicted model, not a curated record.
AUGUUCAAAAAGGGACCAAAUUGGUUAGAAAAUGAUGAUGAUUUAAAUACAAAUAAUAUUGGAACAAAAGCAUAUAUACCACCAGAUAUUCCAGCUGAUGACUCUUCAUUACCAAAUGUUAGUGGUAAAAUAGAUUCAGAUCCAUCUCCAAGUUAUAACAAUGAAGGUUCAAGUUCACAAGGAAUUACACCUGUUGUACCAAAUAAUUUUGAAGGUGGAGUUUUUUCAAUAAAUCAUUAUAGACGUUAUUUUAAUAUAAAUACAAAUGAUUUUUUUGGAAAUGUUAUCAAUUCAAUUAAUGUUAUUAGUAUUGGUGAAAAAUCUAAUGAAGAUGAUAAUGAAAAUGAAAUUAUUGGUGAUUUAUAUGGUCCAAUUUGGGUUACUGCAACUGUUAUUUUUUGCUUAUUUUUCAGUAAUACAUCAUCAAAUUUAAUUAAAAGUUGGUUAAUUGGAGGUGAUGAACAUUAUCAAUAUAAUUUUGGCUUAUUAACUGGUGCUAUAAGUUUACUUUAUGGUUAUACUGUCUUGAUACCAUUUAUAUUUUAUAUUGUAUCUGUUUGGUAUUUUAAAUUAGAAAAUUUCUUUAGUUUAAGUAAAAUUAUUUCAAUUUAUGGUUAUGCAAAUAGUGUUUGGAUUCCAAGUGCAAUCUUGGGGAUCUUGAGAGGUUUAUUAGUUAAUCAUCAAUUUCUUAGUGGUAUUUUAAAAUGGAUUGUUGUAUUAAUUGGUGGUUUAAUAAGUGGUGUAAGUAUUGGAUUAAAAGUUUUCCCUAUAUUGAAAAAUUCAACAUCAAGUAUUGGUAAUGAUAAAUUAAUUUUUGGAUUAUUAGGUGUUUUAGGAAUAGCACAUUUAGGUUUUAUAAUUGCUAUUAAAGUAUUAUUUUUUGGUGAUUUAAAAGUUGUUUCUUAA